Molecule: messenger RNA, 4344 nt
Organism: Manis pentadactyla (Chinese pangolin)
Lineage: Eukaryota; Metazoa; Chordata; Mammalia; Pholidota; Manidae
Gene: MYRFL
Product: myelin regulatory factor like
Exons: 25
Coding region: 483-3197 (904 amino acids)
Biological process (GO): protein autoprocessing; positive regulation of DNA-templated transcription
Cellular component (GO): nucleus; endoplasmic reticulum membrane
Molecular function (GO): DNA-binding transcription factor activity; sequence-specific DNA binding
Source: RefSeq, a predicted model, not a curated record
UUUCUCUAGGUGGGAAAAAAGAAAAGCAAAAACCUGUAUCUUUGCAUGAUUGUGGCUAAAUCCAUCCAGUUGAUAGAGGGGGAGAUAUAAAUAUGUUGGCAAAGAAGGCCAAAUCAGAGAUAAGACUAUUUAUUGCCUAUUUAUGUAAUUACAUGUGUCACUAAGGACAAAGGUCCUUGAAACAAAGACGAAGGCAGAGUAGACACACUUCCUGAUAAUCAGAUAGAUGGAUUUGCUACCACUUCCCUUUUCAUGAAUUUUUUUUUCUGUAUGGUUUGCCGAUCCUGGUUUUAAAAUCAUUAUGAAAACUUAACUAUCUUUCUGGGUACAAUUAGAUGGCUGAAGAUGUGCUCCACUCCAAUAAAAAGAAAAUGAAGACUUUUCAAGAGCAUUCAUAGGCUUCAAGUCAGGAGGACCGCACACACCUCCUGGGGUCUGAUAGCCCUUGCGCUGUGAGGAGGUAUCCCUGGGCCCACAGCACCAUGGACGUGGUAGGCGAAAAUGAGGCCCUGCAGCAGUUCUUCGAAGCUCAGGGGACUGAUGGCCCUCUGGGGAAUCCGGCCCUGGAUACGAGUCUGCUGGAGGAGUUACUGGGCAAUGAUUUCGAUCUGGGGACCUUGCAACGCCAGCUCCCAGACACCCCACCUGAUUCUGCAUCAGACUCCUGCUCUCCUCCACAGGUCAAAGGUGCAUGUUGUCCGCCCCCGAGACCUACAGAUGUGAGGACUCCAGAUCCUUCUCUCCACACCACAGCCACACCUGGGAUGCGACCUGCGCACCUGUUCCAGAGCUCGCCUGAAAUGAGUGACUUUGGCCGUAUCCACUGUGGCUUUCACAACUGCUACCCAGACACCAGUCAUCUGAACCAAUCCAUGCCCUCCCAUCUGGGAAUAAGCCAUUCUUACCAUCAGCAGCCUCUAUGCCACAGCCCUGGAGCCUCAUGGCCACCAUCCAAGAAGAGAAAGUGCACGCAGGGGCUGGAGGACUCCAGGAACUCUCAAGUGUGGACCCACCGCUCCAGACCAAUGUCAAGUAGGAAUCACAACAGUGAAGUGCAGGACCAUGAUAGUGAGGGACAGAAUGUGAUGCUUGCGGACCAGUGCCCUCCUCCUCUGAAGUGGCAGCCCUACCAGAGUCUUCCUUGGCAUAGUUUAUUCAACGGUCAUUACGAAAAACUACCUGAUAUAGGCUACCGAGUUGUCACAGAUAAGGGAUUUAAUUUUUCACCAGCAGAUGAAGCUUUUGUUUGCCAAAAGAAGAACCAUUUUCAGAUAACCGUCCAUAUCCAAGUUUGGGGAAGUCCAAAAUUUAUCAAAACCCACAUGGGCCUAAAGCCAAUAGAGAUGUUUUACUUGAAAGCUUUUGGGAUUAAGGUAGAAGCCACCAAUCAAAUAAUUGCUAUUGAACAGUCCCAAGCAGAUAGAAGCAAAAAGAUUUUCAAUCCUGUUAAAAUCGACCUGCUGGCCAACCAGGCCUCCAAAGUAACUCUGGGCCGGUUACACUUCAGCGAAACCACUGCCAAUAACAUGAGGAAGAAGGGAAAACCGAAUCCUGAGCAGAGGUACUUCAUGUUGGUGGUUGGACUGUAUGCUGCUGUGCAAGACCAGUUCCACCUGUUGGCUGCCCACAUCUCUGAACGGAUCAUCGUGAGGGCCUCUAACCCUGGGCAGUUUGAGAAUGACAGUGAUGCAUUAUGGCAGCGAGGCCAAGUCCCAGACGCUGUUGUCUGUCAUGGUCGAGUGGGAAUAAACACAGAGGCACCGGAUGAAGCUCUGGUUGUCUGUGGCAACAUGAAAGUGAUGGGGACAAUUAUGCAUCCCUCUGACAGCCGGGCAAAGGAGAACAUCCAGGAGGUUGACACAAAUGAACAGCUGAGAAGAAUAGCCCAGAUGAGGAUCGUUGAAUAUGACUACAAGCCCGAGUUCGCAUCUGUGAUGGGCAUAAACACUGCCCAUCAGACAGGCAUGAUUGCCCAGGAGGUUCGAGAGGUCCUGCCUAGAGCCGUGAGAGAGGCCGGAGACGUCACGUGUGAAAACGGAGAGACGCUGGAGAGCUUCCUCAUGGUCGAUAAGGACCAGAUUUUUAUGGAAAAUGUAGGUGCAGUGAAGCAGCUCUGCAAAUUAACCAACAACCUUGAAGAAAGAAUAGAAGAGUUAGAAAUAUGGAACAGAAAGCUGGCCAGGCUAAAGCGGCUCAGCAGUUUGAAGUCCUCUGCCAGUGAAACAAGUUCAACCAGCAAAUUUAGCAGAGCUCUUAGUGCAUCUUCUCCAAAAAAGGACAUUCCCCAAAAAAGCAACAAGGUUUAUUUUUCAGGAAGAAAACGACUGUGUCCUAACUGGGUUUUCCAGACUCUGGUUAUAACUCUCAUUGCUGUGAUGGCAUUUUGUGCCUUGACGAUAGUCUCCCUUUACAUACUUAGCUUAAAAGGUCAAGACCAACGUGCCCCAAAUCUCUCUCUGAGCAAUGUCACAUGCUCUCGGGAGCCCCCGACCACAGCCUCCCCCUCAGCAUCUAAUAUGUCCCAGGCAACCACGCAGCCCUCCUUCCAAGUACCAGAAAUCACCUUCUGUGAGAUCCUGCCGUGUCAGGAGAUUCACUGCUGCCCCAUCUGGGGAAAGAGAGGAGUCCUCUCAAGUCCUGGGCAACGGCCGUUGGGGGAGCAGGAAGUGCAUCAGAGGCCAUGGGCAGAAGAAGGAAGCCCAUCCUUCCUGGUGAGAGAUGUGCUGUCCAGCCCAGACUGGGGGAGCGACUGGAUUGAUACAACCAUCAGUUCUAUUCAGAUUAUGGAAAUCCAGCAAAUAAUAGAUCGUCGGUAUUGCAGUAGAAGCCUCCAGUGCAGGUCUGGAAAUUACAAUUACAAUAUUCCUGUUAAUAAGCACACACCCACCAAUGUCAAAUUCUCUCUGGAAAUCAACACAACAGAACCAUUGAUAGUCUUCCAGUGCAAAUUCACCCUUGGAAAUAUAUGUUUCCAUAGCAAAAGGGAAGCCAAAUGGAUGCAAAGCCAUGGAGAAGUCUCCCAGGAGAUGACGCAGGGAUACCAGCACAUUUGGAGCCUCCCUGUCGCCCCAUUCUUUGAUAGUGCAUACCACUUCCGUGUAGCUGCACCGGACUUAGCGGACUGUUCAACGGACCCUUAUUUUGCUGGAAUAUUCUUCACAGAUUACUCCUUCUACUUCCAUCGGCACUGUGUUUAACUCAUUCAAGUUUGGGUGGGGGAUUUACCAGAGAAACAUACCAAGAAAUACGCUUGAUGGAAACUUUCUUCCUCUUGCAACUUCUUUCUUCUUUUUGUGAAUAAAAUAUUCACAUUUUUUGGCAAAGGACUUUUUCAGGCUUUGGAUCCAACAGUUUUGAGACAUUAAUGAGGAGAAUAAAGUGUCUGCUGGAACUUGAGAUAAUGUGGUAUUUGGUGUUGUCAUAACUGUGAAGAAAACAUUUCCUGGAGUACACAGCACUAUUGGAUUUGAAAAUACUGCUUCUGCUACUAAGGAAGUUGUGAGGUCAAAGUGGGCAGGUCCAACAUAACUUUGUCUUCAUGUAUUGCAAAGCUUUUGAAAAAAGCAAAAAGGCCCAGUUCAGGGAUGUCAGCUGGGACCUACCAUAGACUCUGGGGAGUGUGUGAUACGACAUGUGCUUGUGGGCCAGGGUAGGUGGGUCUGAUGCUGAGCUCACAUCUAGACAAACUGUUACAAUGUACUUGCAGGAGUGUGUGUGUGCACAUGUGUGCACGCAUUGUACAUGCAUUGCACUAUAAAAUGUAGCUUGCUAGUGAAUUGGAUUUAAAAGAAACAGAGCAAUUCUACUUUGGAAUAUUUGAUGGACACUAAACUAAAUGUUCUGUGCCCUCUUGUGAAGCACUAGCUUGUGGCAGUCUUUUAACCCAGACAGUCUAGGCCCAGAGAGUUGAUCUUUCCAUUGUCAUUGCUUUUUUCAUUUUUUGCUGUUUUGUUUUUCCUCUCUAUUACAGGGCUUUAAGACCUGUCUCCAUAGUUUAUAGCUGAAUGAGCUUUGGGUACUUCUGCCUGGCUUUGGGGUAGAUUUAUGUGCUUUUCCCAACUUAGAAUGGCCAGAAAUCCUCUAGCUGGAACAUAGCAACCAUGUCUUCUAUUUUUUGCAUUCUGAUGUUUUGACAUCUUAGAGUCUCGCUGGUGCUAGUGGGACUACCCGCCAGGGUUAGCCAGUUCCUAGAGACAGUAAACUUGCCCACAAGCUUCAAAUUGUUGGUUUCAAAUACAAGCCAAUCAAUCCAAAUCCUGUACCAAACCACCUUCUUUGUUAGAUUCUCAUGCACCCUCUGCCCUAAUCACCCCAGGGUCAGGUACCGACAGCCAGGCCCCAGUA